AUGGCCGAGUCCGACACUCCGGCCCAGCCUCAGCCCAGGCUCGAUGGCCUGGGCAUCUUCUGGAUCGUCUUCACCCUCAUCUGGACCUUUAUCGUCGCUGGUGGCAUGUACUUCCUCUGGCGUCGUCGCGACAUGCCCAUGCUUAGGAUUCGGGAGCUUCCGCUGUCUUUUGCUGCUGUUAUCCUGCUCCACCUCUACUGGGGUGCUAUCCAGACGGGCUAUGUCUACUUCCCGCUGUUCACACCAGAGGGCGAGUACUGGAUCAUGAGCCUCUAUUUUCCUUUCGGUAUCGCUUUAUUCCACGCUUCCAACAGCCGUUUCCUAUAUGUCGCCAAACAACAAAAAGAACUCUUCGGAUCCGAAGAAAAGUCGCCCUACAAGCAACGUGUUCGACCCAAUUCGCUCCGCAGCCGCUUCCAGUCUCUCGAUUACUCUAAGAAAAUUCUUGUCACGAUUGGGUUAGGAAUGGCGGUUCAGUUCAUCCUUACUAUUAUCAUGUGGUGCAUCUCCAGGAAAUUCCACCCGUCCUGGGGUGUUGCUGGCACAGAGGUCCAUCCUGGCACCAAGCAAUAUGAACAGUCUCAGGUCGGAAAGGGCUGGGAAUGGUGGCCCUCGGUGUUCUGGCAGUUUGUGUGGGCAUGGAUAGUCGCCCCUUACAUCCUGUGGCAAGCCCGUGGUGUCAACGAUACGCAGGGAUGGAGGACUCAAACCAUUGCAUGCUGCAUUUCUAGUCUCCAUGCCACUCCUAUGUGGCUCAUCGCUUUGUAUGUCCCAGCCAUGGAACCCAUCAAUGUAUACUGGAUUCCUCCCCAAUGGCUCGCCAUCUCUAUCAUGGUCAUUGAGAUCUUCACCAUCUUCUGGCCCUGCUGGGAAGUCAUCCAGCAUCAGACCCUCAGGCAAGAGACCCUCGACUCCAUCGCUCAAUGGGAGAUCAACAAGAAGGCUGGUACCCAUGGUGCUAGAUCUGUUGCUACUGGAUCCACGACUGUUGCCCCGUCCGCUCUGACAUCUUGGUCCAAGGACGGUUCCGUCAAGAGCAGCGCCUCAGGUGAGAGCAUCCUCACCAUGGAGGCUCUUGAGUAUGUCCUCGAGCGCAACCCUGAACCCCUCCAGCAAUUCUCAGCACUACGCGACUUCUCCGGAGAGAACAUUGCCUUCUUGAGAGCCGUCGCUGAGUGGAAGUCUUCAUUACCACCUUCUGUUCGCGACCCUACCAAGAUCAAGGAACCCGCAGUGCAAGAACUCGUCCGCGAACGUUUCAACAGCGCCCUCCGCAUUUACACCGGCUUUGUUAGCUCCCGCGAUGCUGAGUUCCAGAUCAAUCUAUCCUCACUUCACCAGCGCAAGUUGGAAAACGUGUUUGAGGACACCGCCCGUAGUCUCUAUGGCGACAAGGGCAGCGUUGACCCAGCACUACCCUUCGAGACCUUCCAAAUGACCAGCACAGCAAACAAGGUCAAAUCAUCAGCUGCCUCGAUGACUGGGUCCGAGACUGGCAUUGUCGCGACGAGCUCAUUCAACGAUACAGGAAGCCAGAGCGACAAGACACUCUAUUGGGGCGACAUCCCUGAAGGCUUCGACGCGACAAUCUUUGACGACUCCGAAAAGCACAUUAAGUACCUUGUCCUGACCAACACUUGGCCCAAGUUUGUUAAAGACCGACGAUGCUCAAUUGACUCUGGCGAUACCCUCGAGGCUGGAAAUGGAAUCGCUGCAGGGCGAUAA
Molecule: messenger RNA, 1725 nt
Organism: Fusarium sp. VM40
Lineage: Eukaryota; Fungi; Ascomycota; Sordariomycetes; Hypocreales; Nectriaceae
Source: the annotation of a GenBank genome assembly